ACGUGCGAAGUGCACGGAGUACCGAGGGCUAGCUAGGGAAGGAGACCGGAGAUGCUUCGCCUGUGUGUUUGCGCGCUGCUGGUGGGGUUGGCGGUAGGUAAUGCAGAAAUACACCCCCUGAAUCUCAUCAGACGCGACAGGGCCAGCAUCAUGUUGGAAAAAGAGAUCGUGAUACAGGUGAACACGUCUGUGUUGGAGUCGUCUGGAUCGUGGGUCAACGUGUCGUGGAGUGGGGUGCCUUCUCCGGGGUCCGAAGACUGGAUUGGAGUAUACUCCCCUCCAGUCAACAACUCCCUUGAUCCUGCCAAACAUGCACCCGUGAAAUAUCAGUAUGCUAACAGAAGUCCCACCCACCUGAAAGAGGGGACGUGGCUACCUUCUCUUUCGCCUUGUCAACAUGAGAGCUCCAAUCAUAAUGGCCUUCCUAAGGGGCGGUUUUAAAACUCCAACUCUUGCAUCAGUUAGUGGAUUGGUCACAUUCCAGAACUGGAAUGAGCCACUUCAGACACACUUGGCGCUUACUGACGACCCCACCGAGAUGAUAGUGGUGUGGGUUACAAAGAAUUCCAGCAAUCCACAGGUCAAAUGGGGCACAGCCAGUGGGGACUACACUCACAUACUUGAUGCGGAUUCCUCCAGCUACAGUGCCAGUGACAUGUGUGGCUCUCCAGCCAUUGACUUUGGCUACAGAGACCCAGGUCUCCUGCACAAGGCCAAGCUGAGCGGCCUCCAGCCUGGCCUCACCUACUACUACACCUGUGGAGACCAGCAGUUUGGCUGGAGCCAAGAGUUCAGCUUCAGAGCUGCCAUGCCCGCCUUCUUCGAAACAACAACUAGAGUCUCUGCUUUUGGAGAUAUGGGAGUUGCGGAAUUGGACGACAGCCGACAGAUUGUCAGUCCCGAACAGCCGGCCAUUAACACGACGAGACUCCUCAAUUACUAUAGAGACGAGACGGACGUGGUGCUGCACAUUGGCGACAUCGCCUACGCUGUGGGAUACGCUGCAACCUGGGAGGAGUUUUUUGACCAGGUCCAGUCAGUUGCAGCCAAUGUCCCAUACAUGGUCUGCAUUGGAAACCACGAGCGAGAUUUCCCAGGCUCAAAUGGGUUGUUUAAUGGGACUGAUUCUGGUGGCGAGUGUGGUGUGCCUCAUGAGAGGAGGUUCCCUAUGCCUAGACCUGCACUGGAUCAGGCCUGGUAUGGGUUCGACUAUGGAAGUGCCCAUUUCGUUCUGAUGAGUACUGAGCAUUUCUUUUACCCCGGAUCGCCCCAAUACCAGUUUCUUGAAACACACCUCAAGGCAGUGGACAGAACAAGAACUCCAUGGCUGAUUUUUGCUGGACACAGACCAAUGUAUAUUGACAGCACCAACUACGAUAUACCAGCUGGAGAUCAGACCGUCGCCAGGGAACUCAGGAAAUAUGUGGAACCACUCCUUAAUGAGUACAGAGUCGACGUGGCAUUCUGGGGCCACCAUCACUCGUACCAGCGGACCUGCCCUGUCUACCAGGAACACUGUACUGAGGGGGCCACCACACAUAUUGUCAUUGGAAUGGCUGGCAAAGGGCUUUCUAAAAAUGUCUUUGCCCAACGUCCAUCUUGGAUAGAGUAUCUGGAUUAUGAGCACUGGGACUGUCGAGGUUCACUACCAAUGCUACUACGUUCUCCUUCGAGUAUAUCAGAGAUGACGAUGGACGGGUUCACGAUACUCUGGUGCUCAGGAAAUAGACGUGUUACUAUAUUAUUAUACACUCCCCCUAUGAUGUGACUUAUCAGCUAGUGACAUAAGAAUUUUCAUAGCCUUUGUCUACUUUUUGUGUGUCUGCAGAUAGCAGCGUACUAUAUAUUUCACAUGUGCAGCAGUAUAAUAUACACGCAAUGUCCAUCCUUUGGCAUUUGGAUGAGGAUCAU
Geodia barretti is the source of this 1911-nucleotide messenger RNA. NCBI's taxonomy places the organism in Eukaryota, Metazoa, Porifera, Demospongiae, Tetractinellida, Geodiidae. The record is from the annotation of a GenBank genome assembly.